AUGGCUCGCUAUUAUCAAUAUUAUUGUGCGAAAAAAAUUCUUUGUUCUGUAAAAGAAAAAAAACAAAAAGGUGGGGUGAUUUGGCAUACUACUGGAUCAGGAAAGUCUUUAACAAUGAUAUUUUCAGUUGGAAAAAUUCUAACUGAUUACCCCCAAAGCACAAUUUUAGUAGUUACUGACCGCCAAGACUUAUACCAACAACUAUAUGGAUUUUUUACGGAAUUUUCUUUCUUAGUCCCUCAUGAAAGCAUUGAUGGAAUUCAAUCCAUUCAGCAGUUAGUAAAACUUUUGAAAAAGCCCAACCGUGGCAAGGCUCACCGUUCUCAAAAUUUGAAAUUCCAAGAAGAUAGAUUCAGUUACGCACGGAUAAUGCGUCAAAUUUUUCCCGAAGCUUACUUUUUUGCUUGGACCGGAACCCCUAUUAAUACCGAAGAAAAAUCUACUUAUAUGGAGUUUGAUUCUCCCCUGGAGCCGCUACACUCGUAUUCUACUAAACAAGCCAUUGAUGAUCAAAUAAUUAUCAACCAAAUAUUUUACCAACACUAUCCUCUUUCAGCCGACAAUGCUUUUCAGCAGAUGAUUAGCAAAAUAAAAGCUGACUAUGAAAACCUAAAAAAUCAAAAAAACCUCCUUCCCAAAUUUCUGGUUAUGGUCAAAGACAAAAGUGAAGGUCGUAAGUUUUAUGAGUUAUUCAUUCAGGAUGAAAACUACAAAGAAGUUGUUUGUUUAAUAAUUUCACCAGGAGGAGACAUAACAAAAAACAUUGAUGGUAACAAAGAAGCAAUCCAAAAAUUUAAGAAGAAUAACUUUCCAAACAUAGCUAUUGUUGUCAAUAUGUUAACCACCGGCUUUGAUUUACCAAGCUUACGAGUAAUUUAUAUUGCCAAGAAAAUUAAUAGUCCUAAAAACAAUUCAACUUUGAAAGAAGCAAAGGAAAAGUAUUUUGGCAGCGGAGAUUUACAACUAAUAUCUUCAACGGAAGUAAUUACCGACUGUUUGGCAAAACUGCGACAAAUGCUGGCUCCAAAAGAAAAAGCUAGCAGUGAAGAAAUAACUGGCUACUUAUUGAAAAACAAAAAAGAAAGGGAAUUUAAAAACUUGGUUAAAAAAAUUGAGGAAGUGUCUAUUUCUCUUCAGAAGGAAAUCAACGAAGACGACAACAUUUUUUUCUUAACAUGUCGAAAAAUUGCAGCCUCGCUUUUUCGAAUAAUUACUGACCUGCCGAAAAUCGGGAAAAAUCCUCAAACAAACAAAAAUUUGUCUCCAAAUAAACCAGAAGAAAAAUCAAAAAAGGACGAACAUAUUUACGACGAAGAGCAUUAUUAUUUGUACACUUUACUUUUCGAAGAGAAGCGGAAGCAACUUGAAAAAAAACUUCCCGAACAGAUUGAAACUGAAUUAGUUCAUUUUACCGAGAGAUUAGUGGAAUCUUUUCAACAAGCAUUCCACAAUAACCCCGAUUGUUUCUUACUUAACGAAGCUUAUGGAACCGCAAAACUAGAAAAAUUAUUUGAUAAAGUCUACUUUGAAGAGUGCAAUUUACUGCCUCCAAAAAAAUACGUGGCACUUAGUGACGAACACGGUAACAAAAACCAAGAAAUAAAAGAGAAAUUAGAAAACGCAAGGUUAGAAGAAUUAGGCAAUAUAAGCACCAUAGAAGAUCUCAUUAGCAAACUGAACAUCCAAAUUUGUGAUCCAGAAUUAGAAGAUUUAGUGGAAAACUUUGAUAACAAUCUAAAAAUUGAGCAGCAAUGA
This is a messenger RNA of Ambispora leptoticha, 1755 nucleotides long. The record is from the annotation of a GenBank genome assembly. NCBI's taxonomy places the organism in Eukaryota, Fungi, Glomeromycota, Glomeromycetes, Archaeosporales, Ambisporaceae.